GCGAGCGGGAGACGGGGAAGGCGGUCUCGACUCCCCACUAUGACAGAACGGGAGGGGUGGGAGCAGCUGAAGCCGGCCCUUCCUCCUCCUCCUCCUCCUCCUCCUGGGGCUCCGCCGCCGCUCUAGUAUGAGCCGCCGCCGCCACUCCCCUCUCAGGGCUGUCACUCGGGACGAGGAGACGAGCCGGAGGGGCGGGACAGGAGGGUCGGCGCCUCUUCUUAAUGCACCUGGCCGGGGAUCCCCCAGCGGGGAGAAGCAGGCGGCGGCGGGCGGCGAAGGAGCGACUCAUAGCCGAGCUGGCGGCGAUCGGCUACGGCGAGGAGCGAGAAAGAUGCCCGCGGUAGCCCAUGCAGCUCGGGUUGGCUCGAGGGGUCCUCCGGCCGUCGCCCCGCGGGGGCCUGUGGCGAGGGAGCCUGGCUGUCGUCCUUAGCGGCGGGUAGGCGCGCAGAUAGAGCGGCCACAGGCAGCCCUCGCGUUCGCGCCCCACAGGACUGCAUGCCUGCUCUUCGCCCCGCGCUCCACCAUGGGGAGUCCGUUCUGGCACCUCGUGUUGCUGGGCUGCUCGGCAGCGGCUGCAGGAUUGAGUGGUAUUCUUGGAACUGGGUCGCACUGUGAGAAGGCAUGCAAUCCUCAAAUGGGAAACCUAGGUUACGGACGUCAGUUGUGGACAGAUACAACAUGUGGAUACAACUCCACAGAACUUUACUGUUCCUACAGUGAAAAUACAGACUUCCUAUGCAAAUGGCCUACGUGUAGCAAAUGCAACUCUAUGAAUGCACAUCUGGCUCAUCUACCUUCUGCCAUGGUUGAUUCAUCUUUUAGGUUGCCACACACAUGGUGGCAGUCAGCACAAGGAGUGCAGAGGGAGAAGAUCCAGCUCAACUUGGAAACUGAAUUUUAUUUCACUCACUUGAUCAUGAUAUUCAAAUCACCAAGACCAGCAGCCAUGGUCCUGGAGAGAUCUCAGGAUUUUGGGAAAACUUGGAAACCUUAUAAGUAUUUUUCCAUCAACUGCUCAGCAACCUUUGGGCUGGAUGAUGAUGUAACUAAGAAAGAGGCACUUUGCACUUCAAGAUACUCCAGCCAUUUCCCCUGCACUGGAGGAGAGGUUAUAUAUCGAGCUCUGUCACCUCCAAACUCUGCUGAUGACCCUUACAGUCCUAAAAUUCAGGCACAGUUGAAAAUCACCAACCUUCGAGUGCAACUGCUGAAGCGACAAUCCUGCCCAUGUCACAGCAAUGAUCUGAAUGCAAACCCACCACAGCUGACUUACUACGCAGUCUAUGAUUUUAUUGUGAAAGGGAGCUGCUUCUGCAAUGGCCAUGCGGAUCGCUGUGUGCCUGUUAAAGAUUUUAAGGCUGUUAAAGCAGCAGGAGUCUUCCAUGUGGUCCAUGGGAGAUGCAUUUGCAAACAUAAUACUGCAGGAACUCAUUGUCAGCAUUGUGCUCCUCUUUACAAUGACCAGCCCUGGCAUGCUGCAAAUGGCCGAACAGGAGCUCCAAAUGGAUGCAAAUCUUGUAAAUGCAAUGGGCAUUCUGACACUUGUCACUUUGAUAUGGACACCUGGCUGGCAUCAGGGAACCAAAGUGGAGGCAUCUGUGACAACUGUCAACACAACACUGAAGGGCAACACUGUGAACGUUGCAAGCCAGGCUAUUAUCGAGAUCUUAGAAAGCCUUUUUCUGCUCCAGACACCUGCAAAUUGUGCUAUUGCAACCCCAUUGGAUCAGCUGUGCUUCCUUUUAGCAACAGCACUUUCUGUGACCCCAGCAAUGGUGAUUGUCCCUGCAAACCUGGAGUGACUGGUCCUCAGUGUGAUACAUGUAUGGUAGGAUACUGGGGGUUUGGACAUUAUGGCUGUCAACCAUGUGAUUGUGCAGGAAGCUGUGACUCAAUCACUGGAGACUGCAUCAACAGCAAUGCAGACAUAGACCGGUACCAUGAAAUCCCUGAUCUCCAUUCUGCACAUAACAAGAGUGAAGUAGCAUGGAAGUGGGAGGAUGAACAAGGAUACUCUGCCCUUCGACAUUCAGGAAAGUGCGAAUGUAAAGACCAAGUUCUGCAAAAUUUUAAGAUCUUCUGUGCCAUGAAAUAUACAUAUGUGGUAAAGGCAAAGAUUUUGUCUGCUCAUGAUAAAGGGUCUCAUGCUGAGGUCAAUGUGAUGAUCCAGAAAGUACUGAAAUCUACAAAAUUUAAGAUUUUCCGAGGAAAACGGAUUCUUUACCCAGAAUCAUGGACUAACAGAGGUUGCACCUGCCCAAUACUUAAUCCUGGUCUGAAAUAUCUUGUGGCUGGAUAUGAAGAUGUUCACACAAGCAGACUGAUAGUCAAUAUGAAAAGCUUUGUUCACCAGUGGAAAUCAGCUCUGGGGAAAAAGAUCUUACAGAUUUUUAAAAAAUGUAGCUGAAGAUGCCAAACAGGGCAUUUGUUUAUCCAUUAAAUGUAAAACUUUAUGAACAACCUCUGAGAUUAAAACUGGAAUGUUAAGGGAAUAGUGCCAAAUAUAGUGUAAAAAGAAUUUUAAUUCACCACCCAUUCACCCUGACUCAAAACACCACAUUUCAGAUUGCAGAAACAGUUUGGAGCUUCCUUACACAGCCCAGUUUUCUAGGCAAUUAGAUGAAAAGUGUGAACUAGAUGUAACAAUCAACAAGUGAGGUAAUAGGGUAUACAUCCUUUUCUGCAGCUCUGCCCUUUCCAUUUUAUCAACAAUCCUCAGUUUGGUGCGUUCAAAGAAUCUUUUGAACAGAAUUUUCUCACUGGCCUUUUCUGGACUGGACCAAUCUACUUAGAAGUAAAGCCCAUUAAUUUAGUAGAAUUUGCCUUACCAUCAUUUCCUUAAAGUCCUCAUAAUCAAUAUUUAAUGUCCAGUUUAAAUGCUUUAUUUGAUCCACAAAGAGGUGUAUGGAUAGGACUCAAAACAACUGAGUUAUUUAGAAGUUGAAGCUUUCAUUUUCUUCUUUGAAAAUAUGUGUAAACACUUGUGAUGGAUAAAGUAAUUGCUGUUAUUUGUACUGGUGUAAUGAGCAAGGUUAACUGGAUGCUACCCUAGUGUAUUAUAAUCAUAAAGGAGAAUUUGCUUAGAUUUAUAUUCAGGUUUCUGUGGGUACAAAUGGAAAUUACCAAUAUUUUAAUGGUCAAAUUCUAUUGGAAAGCAAAUAGAGUUGCGUCCUGACUUGGUUUAGUCCCACUGAAAUCAGUGGACCAAGUUAAUAAUGACCAAUUUAAUACUCAUUGAUUUUAGUGACAUUAAGCUAUAACUAAUUUAUUUUGCAUCCAGUUCAUAAAUCUGUAAUGUCAUGAUAACUAAUCAGAAUAUGUCUUUCUCCAACUGAUAUCCAAAAGGUAUUUUAUAAAAGCAGUUCAUAGGCUGUCACUGAAGUACAAAAGAGUGCUAACUCAAAUUUUGCAGUCAGUUAAAUCAAUGCAUUGCGUUUUGGGGGUGGUGAGGGGUGUUGUUGCAAUCAUGAGCACUUGAGACAACAGAUAAACAUAGAAUCUAUCCUUUUACCAGAAUUUUGACUUCAAGUAUUUCAUGUAUAAAGCACUUUAUUGUCUGCCCCCUUCCAGGGUGAGCAUUCUAAUACUGGGGAACAGGGACAGCACAGGGGGAAAGAAUGUAGGAACAGAAUCAUGCCAAACCUACUAGGAUAAUUGCUUUCCAUAAGACAUACAAAAGCCAUUCAGAAAAGCUAAAGAUAACUUGUGAAAAACAGUGGAGCCCCAACUUCAAAAGAAUAAUUUGAUUCCCUUGAUACCAGCUAUGGUGAGACUUCAUAAACAUCAAAACAAGAAUAAUGAAAGUUCUACUUGUUAAAAUGUGGUGAACUUGUCUAUCAUUAUGCUGGACUUAGUUUCUGUUUUUGUAAUAUUUAAACCGUUUUCUUAAGUUAUCAUCUUCUGUUUCUACAUGUAGCACAUGCUUUUCCAAAAUUGCACAAAUUUAUGUAUCAAGAAUUUCUUCACUAGUGUCUACACCGUUCUGUUAACACAAAACACUAGUAUAAAAAUAUCCUAUUUAUAUGAACACACAAAAAAUAAAGGAAGAGGCACAGUACAAUGUAAACAAAA
This is a messenger RNA of Candoia aspera, 4071 nucleotides long. RefSeq names its product netrin 4 (gene NTN4). The transcript is spliced from 10 exons. Gene Ontology annotation, biological process: cell migration; animal organ morphogenesis; tissue development. Gene Ontology annotation, molecular function: protein binding. Bases 524 to 2407 code for a protein of 627 amino acids. The record is from RefSeq and is a predicted model, not a curated record. NCBI's taxonomy places the organism in Eukaryota, Metazoa, Chordata, Lepidosauria, Squamata, Candoiidae. Gene Ontology annotation, cellular component: laminin trimer.